Molecule: messenger RNA, 961 nt
Organism: Bactrocera neohumeralis
Lineage: Eukaryota; Metazoa; Arthropoda; Insecta; Diptera; Tephritidae
Product: protein takeout-like
Exons: 3
Coding region: 107-868 (253 amino acids)
Source: RefSeq, a predicted model, not a curated record
UGCACCUAGAUCAUUUCGUUAAAGAUAUUUAUUCGCGCAAGUUGUCUAGUUAGGAGGUAAAAUUUUCGUACAAUAAUACAAUUGCUAAUUAACAAUAAUUAAUUAAAUGAUGAGCAGCUAUAAAUUCCUAACUCUACUAUAUCUUAUCGGAAUUUGCCAUAUAAAUACGAAUGCCGAUAUGCCGCCAGAAAUCGAAAAAUGCCGUGCAGGCGAUGUGGACUGUAUUGCAAAAAUUUUACCGUAUCUUUUGCAAAAUUAUACCAAUGGAAUUCCUGAAAUUGGUCUAACUGAUAUAGAGAAAUUGUCACUAAAUAAUAUUAUUAUUACAAAAGCAAAAGAGCAAUCGCCAGUUACGUUAAAUUUGGCAUUCAAAAAGAUGUAUUUGCACGGUAUACGAAAUGUAACGGUACAACGUGUGGUGGGCUUUGGAAAGGAUCUGCUCAGUUCAAAAUUCGAAACAUACGUUACAAUACCCAAUUUAGUAGUGGAUGGAGAGUAUGUCUCCAGUGGAAAGGUGCUUUUGUUGCCAAUGGAUGCAACAGGUUUUGCAAAAAUAGAAAUGAAGAAUACCAGGCUUAGCUUGAAAUUUAAGUUUGAUGAAGAAUGUAAGGAUGGCAAGCAGUAUGCGAAGAUAAAAGCGUUAAAAUGCAAAUUGACACCGGAAUUAAUAGUCAUGCAAUUCGAUAAUCUUUUUAAUGGUAAUAAACAGCUGGGUGAGUCGUUGAAUCAGAUGAUUAAUGAUAACUGGAAAAUACUUUGGGCCGACAUGGAAUCUCAAGUAAAUGAAGCGGUUGCAGGAAUAGUAAAACGGCUGCUGGCGAAUAUAAUAAGUGUAUUGCCCUAUGACGAUUUUUAUCGCGAAGACUGACUGUUCGGCGUAUAAAGAUAUUGAAGAACUUACAUGAACAUUAUAUAUUGCUACUUAGCAAUUCUAAAUUAAUAUAAAACAUUAAUUGUUAUU